AUGUCGGUGGUAAGGAUAUUAAGAAACAGCUUCACCGUGGCGAGCAGUCUACUGGAGAAACAGGCCCUCAGGAGUAAUGAUACUGUUGCCAGCGCUGGUAUUGUUCAGUCGGGGUAUGGAAAACAACCUAGAAGGAGCAUGAGCAACGUAUACCCGAUGGUGAAGAUCAGCCGUAACAUGACUAUGACGGAUGAGAUUCAGAAAAUGGAAGUUCUUUGGCCAGAUGUUGUCAGAGAUAUCACAAGUAGUGAACGACACUUCGAUGUGCCAGAUGCUACCGAGUGGCUGGCCAAGAUACUGCAAUAUAAUGUGCCAAACAGCAAGAAGUACAGGGCACAGUGGCUGAUCCUCGCGUACAAAAAACUCGCACGUCCAGACCUUCUCACUGCCGAGAACCUUCGACUGAUGCGAAUACUUUGCUGGUGUACAGAAAUAAUUCAAAGUCACUUCCUGAUAAUAGAUGACAUACUGGACAACUCGCAGUCACGUAGAGAGCAGCCGUGCUGGUAUCGCCUGGAAGAUGUGGGCCAUACUGCCGUGAACGAUGCCGUUCUUCUGGAGCAUGCAACCUUUCACCUGCUCCGCAUGCACUUCAAAGACAAGCCCUGUUAUCUUGAACUCAUGGAAGCCAUGCAGGAGAUUAUUAUGGACGUAACAAUCGGUCAAGCUCUGGAUGUGAUGGCCACAAAUGCAUUGAAAAAGUCAGAUUGGAGCGCGUUUACCAUAGACAGGUUUAAUUUGAUCACCAAGUACAAAUCAAGCUUCAUGGCGUUCUUGUUACCGAUGCAGUUUGCCAUGUACUUGGCUGAGAUCAGAGAUCCAGAGGUACAUAAGCAGACAAAGGAAAUUCUGCUAAAGAUGGGACCUUUUUACCAAAUGCAAGACGACUACUUCGACUGUUUUAGCCACCCGGAAGCCGUUGGUGAGGAGGGAAAUGAUAUUCAGGAAGGUAAAUGCACGUGGUUGAUUGCCGAUGCUUAUCAGCGUGCUACUCUAGAACAGAGGAAGAUCCUUCAGGAGUGUUAUGGUGUAGACGACCCGAAAAAAGUUGCCAAAGUAAAGCAAUUGUACAUAGAUUUGGAAGUACCGAAGGCGUAUUCGAUUUGCAUGGAACAAACGUAUCAUAGCUUGAAUAAUGAAAUAAAACAGAUUCCACCUGGUCCUCUUCAAGACGUCUUAUUCGAAUUAUUUGACGUAACUUGGCGCAGAAAUGCAUAA
This is a messenger RNA of Copidosoma floridanum, 1218 nucleotides long. Its product is annotated as farnesyl pyrophosphate synthase-like. Gene Ontology annotation, cellular component: cytoplasm. Gene Ontology annotation, molecular function: (2E,6E)-farnesyl diphosphate synthase activity; dimethylallyltranstransferase activity. The record is from RefSeq and is a predicted model, not a curated record. Gene Ontology annotation, biological process: trans, trans-farnesyl diphosphate biosynthetic process. NCBI's taxonomy places the organism in Eukaryota, Metazoa, Arthropoda, Insecta, Hymenoptera, Encyrtidae.